Molecule: messenger RNA, 2844 nt
Organism: Ramularia collo-cygni
Lineage: Eukaryota; Fungi; Ascomycota; Dothideomycetes; Mycosphaerellales; Mycosphaerellaceae
Product: probable DENN (AEX-3) domain protein
Exons: 3
Coding region: 1-2844 (947 amino acids)
Biological process (GO): regulation of Rab protein signal transduction
Cellular component (GO): cytoplasmic vesicle
Source: RefSeq, a predicted model, not a curated record
AUGGCCCCGUCCUUCAACCUCCAUCCUCACCCCGUCGAGACUGGACGACCUGUCAGUCGCGAGGACGAAAAUCWGGUCAUUCCCAAUCGCACCUCGUCGUUACACUCGCGCAUCACCCAGCCACUCCCCGGCGCCAUGAUGCAGCAGAGAACGGGGAACCGGGCUCCCAAGACCCUCACGCAUGCCUACAUGGUAUGCGGCGUGGGCAGAGAGCCUUCGCAGUGGGUCAAGGCUCCAUCGCCAGCCCAAGGCAAGAUUGGCCAUCUCAAAGGUGCCGUCGGCCAGUUCUGGCUCCCCGAGAUUCUGGGCAGCAGCCCCAGACUGGAACAGGACAACGAGAUAGCGCGUGCUCUACACGCUGCGAUGAGGGCAUGUUUCCCGCACGACGUCGAAAUUUGCACGGGUGCCAGCCAACCGCACUGCGUCCACCACUCCUUCGUACUGCAACAGGACUCCUCCCACACCCUCUAUGGCAUUGCUCUCCGGGUGUGGUCCAGGGCGGACGAGAAGCGUGCAGAGACGAUUCGAGAUCUGCGCAAGCGGACAGAGCCCGAUUACUACCACACUCCUGGCGAGACUUAUUGGAUCCCAUAUUGUUUGUCUUUCCUUUCCAGAUAUCCUCUCUACAAUCUUCUGGGUGACUACCUUCGCGGCAUGUGGAUUCACUGGAACAAGGCAACCAACCUCUUCCAUGCUGAGGAGGUCUCCCGAAUCCUAAGCUUCCCGGCUCCACGCUUGAACGAUCUCGUGCGAAUCGACAUGAAGGACUAUGCCCUCUGCUAUCAAUUUCCAUCCUCCCCCACCGGCUUCCAAAACUUCGCCAUGUGGCCGCUCUUCUCCUGCCUGUCGAUUCCGAACAUCGUCGGCGUGCUGGAGGCUGCCGUGUCCCCGACUCGCCGCAUAAUCUUCAUCUCCCACUAUCCCGCCAUGCUCACCGUCGCCACCGAAAGUGUGCGCUACCUUGUCCGCGUAUACGAAUGGAGUGGAUUGUACGUACCGGUCGUGCACGCUCGCCAUGCAAGAGAGCUAGUGCAGGAGCCGGGCCCAUACAUACUCGGUAUGACCGCCGAAUGUCGAACCUUGUUCACUGCGCCUUCGGAUGCGCUGGUGGUAGACCUCGACCGAAAUUUUGUCCUCACAUCGAGCCCACCGAACGCUUGGACGACCAGACAACGAUCAAAAUUGAUCAAUCGCGUUACACAGGCUCUCAACGGCGAUGUGGCCCCAUCUGGUGUACCCGCGCAUCUGCGUUCGGCCUACGGGGGCGGGAAACUCAUCCCUGCUGGUCAAAUAAUAGUCAUGCGAGGUGAAGUGGAGAGUGUUCAGGAUCCGGGCUGGUGGAAUCAGGGCGAGGUCAUGAAGGUCAUGGAUCACGCAUGCGAGAAAUUGGGCAAGAACACGGGCGUAAGAGCUGUAUUUGGCGGUGCUCAGAAGAAGCCACUCAUGACCAAGGUGUCGAUGAGACAUCUCAAUGAGAUUGUUCGCGAGCGCAACCAAUACUCCCGGGACGCAAUGGAGGCCUGGCAAGACUUCAUCAACCUCAAAGGACGAAUGGACACCGAGCUUACCAAAGUCUCGAAGCGCAACAACUUCUUGGUCGAAGAGCUCGAGAGCUGGAAGCAGCAGUUUCUCAAGUUCCAAGCGUUUGCUGAACAGCUCACAAAGGAGACGAGCGAGCUCAAGAUCAAGAUUGAGGGCCACAAGCGUGAGAACAGACGUCUCACUAGUCUUAUGGACCAACAAAAAGAUGACGCUGCUCGUCUCACCGUGCGCUUGUCAGGUACGGAGAAGCAACGAGACGAUGCUCUCGAGGCACUUGUGCUGCAACAAGAAAUCGCCGAGGAGCUGGAGAGAGAGCGCAAGAGGAACAAGAAGGACCUCUCUGCUCUACAACACACCAACACGACGUUGCUCCGACAACGUGACGAGGCGCAGCGUGUCGUUCUCCACUUGCGUGCCUUGAUUGACGGUCAAGCACACCACAUGGAACACAUCGUCAAGUCUCUCAGCUAUGUGCCCGAGACUCUCGAGUUCUUGGACGCUGAGGAUGACUCAACCGAGACUGGCGAGACAGAAUCGAAGGAACAGCAGGGAGUUACUCACACUCCGGCCUCAAAUCGCCCUGCCAGUGGAGUUUGGUCAAGGGCUCCUUCACGCGCGAGCACACGAAUGUCACAAUAUCGUGUGGAUGGUGAGGACUUCACUACAGUCUCGGACUCUCGUCUCCUGAUGACAGCGGCUACUCGCAAACGCCUGUCUGAACACAGCAUGGCUGACGUUGCAGACCGUCACCUUCGAGACAAAACAGACGCAAUCGCCUACAUAAUCCGAAACAUCUCCGAGCAGUGCGCUGCCGCGGUGGAAGGCUUGGACCUUGCUCGUCGCGCCGACACCGGCAGCAGUGAAGGCGGAGACGAGGACCAAAGGUCGGAGUCGGGCAAGAAGAGAGGGAAACGCGCCGUCAGGAACUCCCGCGCGGACUCUGUCGACGUCGACGUUGACCAGCAGAGCAACGGCUCGGAGUCUGAAUUCAGCGAUAUUCGCUCUGAAGCAACCAACAGCUAUCUGCACCCCAAGCGUGCAUCCUCCAACGUGCCUCCCACUCCGGAACUGGUACACGAUCGCAGCYCUACCAGCAUGAGCAUCGCCAGCGAAAGCACGGCGGCCACGCCACAGCGAGACAGCAUGCAAAGCCAGUAUCGCCAUACGGAAGAGGGCAUCCCAGAGAUACCCACCCACAUUGUCGAUCACGACGCCCUCGAAGCUCYCGAAGAGGAAGAGCCAGUAACAAAAUUCAACUCGCGUGGACUUGAGCGCUACACAACGGCCGAGCAAACACGAUGA